UCCAACCGCGAGAAAACACUGGAGAAGAAAAAGCCGCUGCUCGUCUGAGCCGCUUUAGUCCCUCGAUUUAUAAAAAUAAAAACACGUUAUUGUGUCUGGCUCUGAGGAUUUAAAUUGCUGAUGACACGUUUUUGACAUCUUUCGCGAUGUUUUAUAACAUAAAAAGUAAUUCCCAAUGAUCCAUAUAUAAUUCACGAAGGCGCCUAUUUUACAACACCCAGGAGACAAAAGAGGAGGAGGAGCUAUAUGACGUCAGCGAAAGAACCUCCCUCCUAACUUACCAGUUUGUUGUUGAUGCGGCAGGUGUUCAGUUUAUCAUUAUUCGUAUUUUUAUUAGACAUUAUUAUACAUAUAUAAAGUUAUUAUGCCUUCGCGUUGUGUUGCCGGCUUUUGCUCCAAAACCCACAAGGAUGGGGUAAGUUUAUUCAGGUUUCCCAGAGAUCCCGAGCUGCAUGCGAAGUGGGUGAAGCAAGUCAGGCGCACUCGUGACAAGUGGGAGCCCUCACCAACAUCCGUCCUGUGCUCUGAACACUUCGAUUUGGAUUGUUUUGACACCCUUCCCAGCUUAAAAGAAUCUCUUGGGUGUUCAGUUCAGCACAAACGUGUGUUGCUGCCAUCAGCAGUGCCUACAGUAUUCCGGAGGGGGUCUACUAGUAGCUAUGCCGGAUCCAGCAGUCGCCUGGGACAAGCCGACUCCUCCAAAGACAGUCCUCCUGUCAGAACAUGUGUUGAGAAACGACAUAAGAUAAAGCUGUGUGAGGACAUGAAAACCGAGACAUCCAUGGAUGGAGAGACCUCAGAAGCCUGUGUGAAGAAAGAGGAGACGCUGGAGCUGAAUAUCUACAACUAUGGAGACGAUCUCGACAACCCACCUGAAGGUCUCUCCGUUAAAGUGGAAGAUCCUGACGAUAAAGACUAUCUCUACUGUGAAGUUUGCAAAUCCUUCUUCUUCAACAAAUGCGAGGUUCAUGGACCACCCCUCUUCAUUCCCGAUACUCCUGUUCCCAUGGGAGUCCCUGACCGAGCCAGACAAACUCUUCCUCCUGGGCUAGAAAUCCAGAAGUCCAGUAUUCCUGAUGCAGGCCUGGGAGUGUUUAAUAAGGGGGAGACUGUUCCAGUAGGUGCACACUUCGGACCCUGCCAGGGAGAGCUGGUGAACCGAGAGGAAGCCAAGAACAGUGGAGACUCCUUGGUUGUAUACAGGAGCAUGCAGUGUGAAGAAUACAUCGAUGCCAAAAGAGAGACGCAUGUGAAUUGGAUGAGGUAUGUGAAUUGUGCCCGUAAUGAAGAAGAACAGAAUCUUGUGGCAUUUGAGUAUCAAGGGGGAAUUCUGUAUCGUUGCUGUCGAUCCAUUAACCCAGGACAGGAGCUCUUGGUGUGGUAUGAAGAGGAGUACACCAAAGAACUCAGUCCUGCACCUACAGGAACAACCAGACAGCAAGAAGUAAAGAACGCUCUGCUGCAAGUCUUUUCCUGCUCCACAUGCCCUUGUUCCGAUGCAUCUCAAAAUUACCUCGACAAACACAUCCAGAGAUGCCAAGAUGAAGAGGAUGCGAGACUGCGAGAAUCAGGAGAGAUUAAAUAUGAGCUUCAGAUCCCCUCCAAAUGCUCCAGUCGUCAGCCGACAUCAACUGAUAUUAUCCAUUCUGAUACUUCCCAUAAUGAUAUACAGAAGGAAAUUCACCACUGCUCAGAUUCUGAAAAGUGUUUUAGUUAUCAGAAUGCACUCAAAGCACAACAGUGCAUUCACACAGGAGAGAAGCCGUACCACUGCUCACAGUGUGGAAAGAGUUUUACUCGUCAGAGUGCUCUCCAACGACACCAGCGCAUUCACACAGGAGAGAAGCCGUAUCACUGCUCACAGUGUGGGAAGAGUUUUACUCAGCAGAGUACUCUCCAAAGACACCAGCGCAUUCACACAGGAGAGAAGCCGUAUCACUGCUCACAGUGUGGAAAGAGUUUUACUGAACAGAGUGCUCUCCAACGACACCAGCGCAUUCACACAGGAGAGAAGCCGUAUCACUGCUCACAGUGUGGAAAGAGUUUUACUCAUCAGAGUGCUCUCCCACGACACCGGCGCAUUCACAAAGGAGAGAAGCCGUAUCACUGCUCACAGUGUGGAAAGAGUUUUACUGAACAGAGUGCUCUCCAACAACACCAGCGCAUUCACACAGGAGAGAAGCCGUAUCACUGCUCACAGUGUGGGAAGAGUUUUACUGAACAGAGUACUCUCCAACAACACCAGCGCAUUCACACAGGAGAGAAGCCGUAUCACUGCUCACAGUGUGGGAGGAGUUUUACUCAGCAGAGUGAUCUCCAACGACACCAGCACAUUCACACAGGAGAGAAGCCGUAUCACUGCUCACAGUGUGGAAAGAGUUUUACUGAACAGAGUGCUCUCCAACGACACCAGCGCAUUCACACAGGAGAAAAACCGUAUCACUGCUCACAGUGUGGAAAGAGUUUUACUCGUCAGAGUGCUCUACAACGACACUGGCGCAUUCACACAGGAGAAAAACCGUAUCACUGCUCACAGUGUGGGAAGAGUUUUACUCAGCAGAGUGAUCUCCAACGACACCAGUACAUUCACACAGGAGAGAAGCCGUAUCACUGCUCACAGUGUGGAAAGAGUUUUACUGAACAGAGUGCUCUCCAAAAACACCAGCGCAUUCACACAGGAGAGAAGCCGUAUCACUGCUCACAGUGUGGGAAGAGUUUUACUCAGCAGAGUAAUCUCCAAAAACACCAGCACAUUCACACAGGAGAGAAGCCGUAUCAUUGCUCACAGUGUGGGAAGAGUUUUACUCAGCGGAGUGAUCUCCAACGACACCAGUACAUUCACACAGGAGAGAGGCCGUAUCACUGCUCACAGUGUGGAAAGAGUUUUACUGAACAGAGUGCUCUCCAAAAACACCAGCGCAUUCACACAGGAGAGAAGCCGUAUCACUGCUCACAGUGUGGGAAGAGUUUUACUCAGCAGAGUAAUCUCCAAAAACACCAGCGCAUUCACACAGGAGAGAAGCCGUAACACUGCUCAUAGUGUGGGAAGAGCUUUACUCAGCAGAGUAAUCUCCAAACACACCAGCACAUUCACACAGGAAAGAAGCCGUAUCACUGCUGACAGUGUGGGAAGAGUUUUACUCGUCAGUCUUCUCCAACGACACGAGCGCAUUCACGUAGGACAGAAGCCGUAUAACUGAUCAUGGUGUGGAAAGAUGUUUGUUUAUUUAGUUACAUUUAAGACCUUCAGGUGCACUAACUCGGAGACAUUGCAUAAUUUAAAGUUGUCAAAUUAAAUAUGGUUAUUACAGUUUUGACUGAAAAUGACCUGUACUUUGAACUUUAUUCAUGUUACACUGGUCAGUAAUUUUUCAGAAGUUGUCUGCUUCAGCGAUGAAAUUGGCUAUUAUGAAAUUUGGUGUGUUGAAUUAGAAGUGACAGUUAAUCAGCUGAUUGGCUGUGGCUUGCAAGAUAUUUAAGAUUUUAGAUUUUAUACUUAUGUACAUUGUGUAGAUCGUAAUGUUUUAAGUAUAAAUUGUAAAACUAGGUCUCGUGUUUAUGGUUGGUUUACAUGAUAUUUCACCUGUUCUCUUUAUGUAACACUAGAAAAUCAGCUAAAAGUUUAUAUGAAUAAAAUGUAUUAUGAACCAAA
Molecule: messenger RNA, 3652 nt
Organism: Neoarius graeffei (lesser salmon catfish)
Lineage: Eukaryota; Metazoa; Chordata; Actinopteri; Siluriformes; Ariidae
Product: zinc finger protein 271-like
Exons: 6
Coding region: 365-3028 (887 amino acids)
Molecular function (GO): histone methyltransferase activity; protein binding
Source: RefSeq, a predicted model, not a curated record